Messenger RNA from Carlito syrichta (Philippine tarsier), 1853 nucleotides. It is a transcript of the gene PCYT2, whose product is annotated as phosphate cytidylyltransferase 2, ethanolamine. The coding region runs from base 117 to 1340 and encodes 407 amino acids. The record is from RefSeq and is a predicted model, not a curated record. The transcript is spliced from 15 exons. Gene Ontology annotation, cellular component: cytoplasm. Gene Ontology annotation, molecular function: ethanolamine-phosphate cytidylyltransferase activity. Lineage: Eukaryota; Metazoa; Chordata; Mammalia; Primates; Tarsiidae. Gene Ontology annotation, biological process: phosphatidylethanolamine biosynthetic process.
CGCCCUUGGAGGGUGAGGCCCGCGUGACGGCGGCGGCGCGUGCGCGGGGCGGGGCAGGCGGCGGCGCUCGGAGUCUCCGGUGGCUGUCGGGCUGGCGGGUUCGCAGCUGCUGGGCCAUGAUCCGGAACGGGAGAGGGGCAGCGGGUGGCGCCGAACGGCCGGGCCUAGAGGGCAGCCGCGCCGUACGGGUGUGGUGCGAUGGCUGCUAUGACAUGGUGCAUUACGGCCACUCAAACCAACUGCGCCAGGCGCGGGCCAUGGGUGACUACCUCAUCGUGGGUGUGCACACUGAUGAGGAGAUUUCCAAGCACAAGGGGCCCCCGGUGUUCACUCAGGAGGAGAGGUACAAGAUGGUGCAAGCCAUCAAGUGGGUGGAUGAGGUGGUGCCCGCCGCUCCCUACGUCACCACCCUGGAGACCCUGAAUAAGUACAACUGCGACUUCUGUGUUCAUGGCAAUGACAUCACCCUGACUGUGGAUGGCCAGGACACCUAUGAAGAGGUGAAGCAAGCUGGGAGGUACAGAGAGUGCAAGCGCACCCAGGGAGUGUCCACCACAGAUCUUGUGGGCCGCAUGCUGCUGGUGACUAAGGCCCAUCAUAGCAGCCAGGAGAUGUCCUCCGAGUACCGGGAGUAUGCAGACAGUUUUGGCAGGCCCCCUCACACGACACCUACCGGGGACACACUUUUCUCAGAAGGCUCCUCCCAGUGCCCUGGGGGGCGGAAUCCCUGGACAGGGGUGUCCCAGUUUCUGCAGACAUCCCAGAAGAUCAUCCAGUUUGCUUCUGGGAAAGAACCUCAGCCUGGGGAGACAGUCAUCUAUGUGGCUGGUGCCUUCGACCUGUUCCAUAUCGGGCAUGUGGACUUCCUGGAGAAAGUGCAUGGGCUGGCAGACAGGCCCUACAUCAUCGCUGGGUUGCAUUUUGAUCAGGAGGUUAAUCACUACAAGGGCAAGAACUACCCCAUCAUGAACCUGCACGAGCGGACCCUGAGUGUGCUGGCAUGCCGGUAUGUGUCGGAAGUGGUGAUUGGGGCCCCAUACUCGGUCACGGCAGAACUCCUGAGUCACUUCAAGGUGGACCUGGUAUGUCACGGGAAGACAGAAAUUAUGCCUGACAGAGAUGGCUCUGAUCCAUACCAGGAGCCCAAAAGAAGAGGCAUCUUCUGUCAGAUUGACAGUGGAAGUGAUCUGACCACAGACCUCAUCGUCCAAAGGAUCAUCAAGAACAGGCUGGAAUAUGAGGCCCGAAACCAGAAGAAGGAAGCCAAGGAACUAGCUUUUCUGGAGGCCAGGAGGCAGCAGAAGGCACAGCCCUUGGGAGAGAAUGACGGCAACUUCUGACCUAAAGGAGGACAGCGGGCGCUCAGCCCCCUUCCUGCUAAGCUUCUCAGAAAGGGUGUCCAGCACCGUGGAGUAUCCCAACAGGCAGGAUGAACAGAGGACAACUGCCACCCAAGACAUGCCGCUCCUGUGUGCUUUCAGCCACUGCGUUCCAACUGCCACUCCCCUAUCCUGCCCUGGGAAGCUCCCUCAGACCCAGUUUACCCCCAACCACCUGGGCUGGAGGCCAUACUGCCUGCCCACCCAGCUUUGGUGGGAGACGCAGAGGAGAGGACUGUAGGGACCAGUGCCCUGGGGGGCACCCCCUUUCCUUCUCUGGGUGCAGACCAUGCCACCUCCCAAGUGGGUACCCCUGCGGCACAUCCCACCACCCAGUGCCUGGCUCCAGGAAGACAUGCCUGCCCCACUCCUGCCAGCUUCAUCACUCUCCUCACAGACUCCGUCCUCAGUUCUGUGCCUCUCUGGCUGCUGUCAGUCUCUCUGGUACAACCCAAUAAAGCCUGGUGGACAGUG